Molecule: messenger RNA, 363 nt
Organism: Homalodisca vitripennis (glassy-winged sharpshooter)
Lineage: Eukaryota; Metazoa; Arthropoda; Insecta; Hemiptera; Cicadellidae
Product: tigger transposable element-derived protein 6-like
Exons: 1
Coding region: 1-363 (120 amino acids)
Molecular function (GO): nucleic acid binding
Source: RefSeq, a predicted model, not a curated record
AUGAAUAAGAAAAAGAAGAAAAUUCCCAUCUUUGUUGAUAAUUGCACGGCUCAAGGAGACAUUCCUAGGCUGAGUAACAUUAAGGUCGAGUAUCUUCCUCCAAACACAACCUCCAAACUGCAACUGCUUGACCAGAGCAUCAUCCGAAGUUUUAAAGUAAAUUAUAGAAAAGAGGUCAUACAACAGUUCCUUAGAGACAUGGAAAGCCGGUUACCUACAAAUAUCAAUGUCUUUGACGCCAUGUGGGUGAUCACAAAAGCGUGGAGUAAAGUUACAGAAACCAAAAUUUGUAAUUGUUUCAAAAAGAGUGGAUUCACUGUCACAACUCAGGAGGAAAAUUCAGACCAGCCUCCUACACCAUAA